Molecule: messenger RNA, 345 nt
Organism: Macrosiphum euphorbiae (potato aphid)
Lineage: Eukaryota; Metazoa; Arthropoda; Insecta; Hemiptera; Aphididae
Source: the annotation of a GenBank genome assembly
AUGAGAUUACCAUGCUGUCAUAUAUUUGAAUAUCGACGAAAAUCAGGUUUUCCUUUGUAUGAUUCAACGCUAUGUGAUAAACGAUGGUCAAGAGAAUUCUACUACAGAUCACAAAGAGCUUUAAAAACAGCCAUAGUCAAUUCUGAAUGUAAUGAACAAUAUGAUGUGGAAAUAAAUGUUGAACCACGUAUAGAACAGAUUAAAUCAAAAAAACCGAAAAGUAGUCAUGAGAAAUUUCGAAAGGCAUCUCUUUGUACUACUAAAAUUGCUGAGCUUAUUUCAUAUUCAUCCAAUGUCCAUUUUGAUAGAAAACUUGAACAACUUAAUUUACUGUUAAGAAGCUAG